Galleria mellonella (greater wax moth) is the source of this 4813-nucleotide messenger RNA. RefSeq lists its product as uncharacterized. Lineage: Eukaryota; Metazoa; Arthropoda; Insecta; Lepidoptera; Pyralidae. Gene Ontology annotation, cellular component: RZZ complex. Gene Ontology annotation, biological process: mitotic spindle assembly checkpoint signaling; endoplasmic reticulum to Golgi vesicle-mediated transport. The record is from RefSeq and is a predicted model, not a curated record. The coding region runs from base 129 to 4502 and encodes 1457 amino acids. The transcript is spliced from 5 exons.
UUAUACUGCAGGUAACUGUCAGUUUUAAAUUUAAAUUUUGAAUUUAUUAUCAUAAAGUUUGUUCUAACUGAUGUAAAACUUUGUUUUUGUUAUAAUAUUAAAAGUAUAACUUAUAUAAUAACUUUAAUAUGAAUUUAUUAAGUGCUGUGUUACAAGAAGUGGACAAGGCAAGUACUGAUGAGCUAAAAAAACGUCAAGAUUUGCUCAUUCCCAAAAUAAAAGACCUUAUUGAAAGGGUGCAAUUAUUGACUUUUUCCUUACAACAGAAUUUCAUUGAUACCUAUAUUAAUUUUACGCCGACCAAAAGUUUAGAACAACUUAAUUAUAAAAACAGAAAGACCAAUAUUGAUAGCGAUUACGCAAACUUAAACAAAGAGGUGGAAUCUUUACGAAAAGAUUAUGAUCAUAGUAACGACGAGUUUAGUAAAUAUUUUGAUAAAAUGUGCAAAUCAUACGAAAUGUUAAAUGAUUUGUGUGUCGCAGUUGAAGGGAAGAAGAUAUUGGAGCAAGCUAAUCAUGAGUUCGAUAGAUAUAAUUACAGUGAUGCAAUGUUGGGAAUUAUGGAUUUAAAAAAGCAAUUAAGGAAUUUGAAACUCGCUAGUAAUUUGGAUAAAGCACUCGCCAACCUAAACGAGCAGGCAGAGAAUCAAUUGGCACUUUACACAGCAAAUGUGAGUGUUGAAUGGGAAGACAUUUUUACUUGGUCUGAACAAAGGGGUGUCUACUAUUUGAAAUAUUCUUUAUCUGUACAACAAAGUGAUCCAAUACUUAUACAGAGAGUAUUAAAGACGCUUCAUGUAACUGAGAGGUUGAACGCUGAGCUCGGUUUAUUUUCUAACUUUUUUAUAGAGAAAUUGCUUCAUAAUGUUAUAAAACACAACUGUGAUAUAUUUACAGACGAUCACAUUGGUGCUGUGGUAUUCAAUAUCAAGAUAGACUUGAAUGACAAUAAGAAACCAAAUUACCAAACAAUAUUUAAUAAUUUAACAGCUGUUUUUGAGUUCCUACAGUCCACUCUUGGUUCUCAUUUAAUUGAUAGCGAUCAGACAUUCAUUGAAAUUUUUGCAGAGUCUAUAAGGAAAAAGUUUUUUGAUAAAAUUAUAGAGGAUUGCAUAAAGAACAACUUACCAACUUGUGAUAGCACUUAUCAGAAUUAUAAAAAUAUUGUUAUCGAAUUGGAUUCUUUUAAUAAAUUCUUAAUCGAGUUGAAAUUUGUCAAAGCUGAUGAGUCACCUCUCAACAAGUAUAUAAAUGAUACUGAAUGUGUAUUGUAUAACAAGAAAUGUGAUAAAUUACUAUCAGAUGUCCGUUCAUAUUUGUUUGAAAGUCUCUCAUAUGCCACAAGCGUUGUUGGCUCUGAAAGUGUAGUUCCCAAUGAUUCUAUAUUGGAUGUUGCAGUCAAGGAAGAUUUGUGGAAUCAUGAUAAACCAUUGUUCCUGCCUAAAUGUAUCGUAUCUCAAAAUGUUAAAAAAAUUAUGGCAUUAAUAGUAGAACAUUUAGAAGAGAGUGUGAAGUUGCCUGAGAGAUAUAGUCAACAGCUUGUGGUAUACAUAAAAGAUGUAGCUGUAAUGUAUCAAUGUGUGGUACCUAAGAAGUUUAAGAUCAAUUUAGAGUGCUGCCCUCUAGAUAUUGCAUUAUUUUUCAACAACUGUUUCUACUUAGCUCAUAGUCUACUGGGUCCACCUUGGAAGGUAACCCUCCCCAGCAACUUGUCUGACCAGCUGAUGACAGUACUCCUGGAGUCCAUUCAAAAUCUGAGGGUAUUGGGAUUAGAGAAGAUGUCUCUUUAUUUGCAAAAUCAAAAGAAUAUCAUUACUCAAAAAAUUGAAACUGAAGAACCAACUGAAUGGACACAUGAAAGCUACGAUCUGUUUGAUAAUGCAGUUAAUAGUACUAUGACUUUACUGAAGGAACUGAAAACCAGUUGGUUCAACGUACUGCCAGCUAGCAUGUAUGAGAUGUCUAUCUGCACACUGAUCCAGGCGCUCUGUCAAUCGAUAUUACACAGAGUAUUUGCAGACAGUAGGCAAAUAAAUGAAGAACUGGUAUAUAUGUUGGCUGUGCGAUUGGAAGAUGUCACGUCGGAGUUCUUGACUUUGUUUGAGGAGCCCAUACAAUUUGAGAAUAAAAUAAAUGUGUGGAACAAAUUCACAAUGCUGCCACAACUGUUGAAAGCUCAACUCUUGGAGACGGCUGACCUGUGGAACAGGAACAAGGAGUUCUCCCAGUGUUACACGUGCGAAGAGAUACGGCAAAUUACGGCAUUCGUGAUCAUCGCGUUAGUGAUCGUCGUCAAUCAAGGACGAGAUGUAACAGCAGAGGGUAAUGUCAAAGUGGAUCAAAUAGCGGAGGAAGCAAAGAACAUCGCCUUGACAAUCAUAGACAAUCCAAAGUACGUAGUGCUAAAUGACACGAACCAACAACCGUUAAGAUCAAGUGGUCAAAAUCGUCAACCUGAACACAGACCACCGAGUAAACCACCUCUCAACCCUGAUAAACCAACACAACAGAAUUAUGGGGAAUUGCAACGGCUGCACUACAGCUCAAUACAGAAAGUGCCGCUCCAACGGCAUUACUACCCUCAAACGCCACACCAUUUAUAUUACUCAGCAAAUUCAGUAUACAAAUUCCCAAAAGUGAUACCAUUACCACCACACAAAAACGCGUAUUACAUAAAGAAACAACAAAAACCACUAGCAUUCGCGUCUUCAACAAAUAAACCCAUAGUUUUGAAAAGUCCAAAAUUCAGUUUACCGGUUCAGACGAUCACUGGGGUUCGAAAAGAUAUAGUUAAACCACCACCGUAUUUUAACACUACUACAACAACCACAACUGUUGGUACGACUACAAAACGACCCUUGAGGGUAAAGCGAAUAUGGCCAAAAAAAAUUUUAGAAAAAAUGAACGCCACUCUACAUAAUACAACAGCAAGCAAUGAUACGAAAUCUACGAACACAAGUAUCAACCAAAUAGAUUAUGAGACCUCAGAAACUGCAUAUAGAAUCAAAUAUGUACACAAAAAUUCAACUGAGACCACCACUGAGCCAACAAAAAAACGCCAAUAUCGACCAGUAACUCGUUUACCAAAAAUACGAUCCACAACUACUCCAACAGUAAACUUAACUGAAAUCGAACCAAACGAUUGGAUACCUCUGGUACCCUCUCAUUAUAGCCAAUCAAGAAGACCAGUUUUAACACGAAUUACUAAAAGAUCAGAUACAUUUCCCAGCGGCGAAGAGCCGGCAGUUCCUCAUAAACGCAUGUUAUAUUUACAUUCGUUUGGAUUAAUACCUGUGGAUCGUUUGCAACAUCCUAUAUCCGCAUCAGAUAGAAAAAAAAUGACAUUUUUUAGAAAAAGAAAGCGACAAUUGAACCCUUACUCUGGUUACAGUCCGAAACCUGUGAUUGCGUCAACACCACACUACUUUCUCGGUGAUCUCCAAGCUGAAGGAAGCCAACAUCAUCCAAAAGUUGUGACAAAAAUCAAACAUCACCACCAUCAUCACCAUCACAGAUAUAUCAAAACAGUUGAAAAACCAGUGAAAAUUCCUUACAAAGUUGAAGUGCCGAAACCAUAUCCCGUUCCAGUAGAAAAGAAGGUAGCUGUACCGGUUGAGAAACUGAGAAUAGUGGAAAAGCCUGUGCCCUACCCUGUGACAGUGGAGAAAAAAGUGCCUUAUCCCGUUGGGAUUAAGGUUCCUCAUCCAGUGCCUGUGAAAGUCAUUGAAAAAGAGUAUGUUCCAAAACCAUACCCAAUAGUUCAUCACGUCCCUGUGUUAAAACAGGUCGAAGUGAAAGUGCCUCAACCUGUACCUGUGCACGUAGAGAAGAAAGUACCAUAUCCAGUGGAGGUGCAUGUGCCUGUCGAUAGACCUGUUCCUGUGCCCGUCACAGUAGAAAAAAGAGUGCCUUAUGCUGUCCCUGUCAAAGUGUUAGUACCUCAACCAUAUCCAGUUGAGACUAAAGUACCAUACCCAGUCCAAGUUAAAGUCAAAGAGCCAUUUGAAGUGAUAAAACAUGUUCCAAUAAGAGUACCGGUCCCCCAACCAUUCGCAGUUAAAGUACCACAACCAGUUCCUGUGCCGGUUGAGAAGAAAGUACCAUAUCCUGUGGAAGUUGAGAAGAAAGUUCCAGUGCCUUUCGAAGUAAUUGUACCACAAAAGGUAGAAGUCGAGAAAAAGGUUCCAAUAUACAUACCCAAACCUUACCCGGUGGAGAAAAAAGUCCCUGUUCCAGUGAAAGUGCCUUAUCCGGUAAAAGUACCCGUAAAAGUGCCAGUACAAGUGCCCAUCGAAGUUCCAGUAUAUAUCCACGAUCCAUACGUUGUGUACAGUGACGAGUAUUACGGGCCGGGAGCUGCAACGGCUACUGAAAAUGCGGUGACCCACGACCCCACACAUAGUGUAACAGUGCAUGGAAAUACGGGAUUCACUGGUUUCAAAUCGCGUUCUGAUACCGAGGACAGUGUGUCUACCACGGUGACCUCUACAUCUAACUCUUGAAGGAUAAUUUAUAUCUCAACAUGCGUUGUAAAUAAUUUAUGCAUCUGAACUUUUCGCCGAUCAAUAAAAACGUUCUCGAUCUGCAUAAAGCCAAGGUGUUAAGUACCUUUAUAAAUUAUGUAAGUUAUUGAUGUUUGUCGAAUGCUUGUUGCCUGUUGUUGAUCCGAUUUUGAGUAAAUGAAUGCCGCUGUGAUACAUUUGUAUUGUUAUUAAAUAUAGUUUCAUAAUACUUAGAAAUAUUUUAUAUCAGUCAAUCAUAUCAGAAUCAACAGGCUAGAACAGUUAAAAGUAUUUCUUCAGUAGACCGGCAU